AUGGAAUCCAUGAUGGGAUUAUUUGUCUUGAUUCAGGACCAAGUUGACCUUUUCAGACCGCCAGCUACGAGCUCAUAUUCAAGAUCUCUGUGGGUCCCUCGUGGAAGUCCUUCCAGGGGACAGAGUGCAACUCGUGCACAGCAGCGCGAAAUCAAAUUGGCAGUAAUGUGUCUACGCUACCUACUUUUCCAAUGCUUUGACCCGACUACACCUGACAAUCAAAUCCACCACUAUGUCAACGAAGGUUAUUAUGCAUUCCAAGAAUAUGCAAUUGUGUAUUGGGUUGAUCAUCUAGAGUCUCUGAUUGAGCAAUUAUCACCAUCGGACCUUGAAAACUCAGAACAAUGCGACCUUGGAUCCGCCAUUGCGGAAUUUUACGAGAUUUUUGGAGUGCAAAGCACAAAAAGGUCGGAUGUCCCCUCCUUCUUAGAAGAUCGAUGCACUCAUCUUGUUGGGUCCGACCAACUAGACUCACUACUUUUUCUGCUGAGCCAUACUAGAAAAGUUCGGGCCGCUCAAGAUGAACUUACAGAGCCAAAGGAGUUAAAGAUCAUCCUCGAGAAAGUACGAUCCUAUUUAACCAAACUGUCCAAAUCAAAAAACUUAACGAUUGUGGAAAAGCAAAAGCUCAAUACUUAUUACGGUUCAAAAUGGAUAAAAUGUCCUCGCCAUGCAUGUUUCUACUUCCAUGAGGGGUUUCCUGAUGAAUCUAGUCGUGAUAAGCAUCUUCUACGACACGAGAAGCCCUUCUUAUGCACAGAUCUAAGUUGCCUGAGGAAACAUUGGGGAUACAGUACCGAGAAAGAACUCAAAAGACACAUGUUAUUAGAGCAUCCCGAUCCAGCAGCUUUCGGAGGUAAAUUUCCAAAGGUCAAGAAAGAACCAGUGAAGCAUCAAUGUAAUAUAUGCGGAAGCUCAUAUACAAGGUCAUCAGGUCUAAAAAUACACCAACGAAAACAUGAUGGAAUAAAACCAUUCAAGUGCGAAUUUCCUGGCUGUCCAGCGGCAUUUUUGAGGAGAUGGGAUCGUGAUAGACAUGCGAGGUCUACUCAUUCAGGAGUGGGAAAUGCUAGUGGAUCACAAUCACCACAAUCUACGCCAGUUCAAAGUCUGCCAUAG
Molecule: messenger RNA, 1119 nt
Organism: Botrytis deweyae
Lineage: Eukaryota; Fungi; Ascomycota; Leotiomycetes; Helotiales; Sclerotiniaceae
Exons: 2
Coding region: 1-1119 (372 amino acids)
Source: RefSeq, a predicted model, not a curated record